Messenger RNA from Carassius auratus (goldfish), 1773 nucleotides. RefSeq names its product complement component 1, q subcomponent-like 4 (gene c1ql4a). Gene Ontology annotation, molecular function: protein binding. Lineage: Eukaryota; Metazoa; Chordata; Actinopteri; Cypriniformes; Cyprinidae. The coding region runs from base 217 to 939 and encodes 240 amino acids. The transcript has 2 exons. The record is from RefSeq and is a predicted model, not a curated record.
AUUCAUCCUCUAUCCUUCUCCCCACUGGCCUCAUUCCUCAAUAGAUAUCUCUUUUGUACUCAAACGCACAUUUGCUUUCACACUUGUGCAAGUUUUUCUCUAACUUUCACACUGGCGGGCACCAUUGCACCUAAAGGAGAGGAGGACUUUCUAACACUUGCUGCCUCCAGGCUCAGCCGUCGCAAGCGUGUCAUAGGAGCGGCCGUGGGUGUGGCCAUGGUUCUGAUUCUCCUGGUCACCAUCCCUUUACUGGUCCACAGCACUAAAGGAGGAGGAGCCAGCAAUGCGGGAAGUCAUUAUGAAAUGCUAGGAAGUUGUCGGAUGGUUUGUGACCCCUACACCACAUCUCACGGCCAGGAGCUAACGGCUGUUUCACCCGCACCUCCUGACUUCCCAAACCGGAAAGGGAAGUCUGGGUAUCGGGGACCUCCGGGAAUCCCAGGACCACCUGGACCACGAGGACCACCUGGUGAGCCUGGAAAGCCAGGUCCACAAGGGCCCCCGGGUCCUGGGCCUGGCGGUUACGUGCCGUCAUUCUACAGUCCUAAGAUUGCGUUUUACGCAGGACUGCGCAAGCAACAUGAAGGCACUGAUGUGCUCAAGUUUGAUGAUGUGGUGACAAAUGUUGGCAACUACUAUGAACCCAGCACUGGAAAAUUCACAUGCCCUCUACCUGGUAUCUACUUCUUCACAUACCAUGUCCUGAUGAGAGGAGGAGAUGGGACCAGUAUGUGGGCAGACCUCAAGAAGAACGGACAGGUGAGGGCCAGCGCUAUCGCCCAGGACGCUGAUCAGAAUUAUGACUACGCUUCCAACAGUGUGAUCCUGCAUUUAGACGUGGGAGAUGAGGUCUGUGUGCAGCUGGACGGAGGGAAAGUCCACGGAGGAAACACCAACAAAUACAGCACGUUCUCUGGCUUCCUCAUCUAUGCUGACUGACCUGCUCUACACACUCAGAUGUACUGUGUAUGAACACACACACUCAUACAGUAUCGUACACACACCGAACAGGCUUGAAAGAAACGGACGUGGUUUAUACGGAGCAUAAGGGCUUCUCAGACAGAACGGCAACCAAUUCCUUUCAUAAAACAAGAGGAUUUCUGUUUGUAUUUGUGUAAAUUAUAACUAUCUUACACAUUGUGUACACUACUCCCAAACUUAAAUUAAAAUGCAUAUAAAUAUAUGUCUAUAUCUAUCCUGGACGGUGGCACAUGUGUUUUCAUGUGUACUUGUAAGUGUAUUUGUCUCCAUUUUGUGUGUCAAUCAAAACCAGAGAUUCAGACUCACUAGUCAACAUGUUUUAUGGUGAACUGAGCUGCAUUUACACAUGGCUGGACUUGAAAGAAAAUCGGUGUGUAAAUAUACUUUUCACUCACUAGACGCAGCCGUCGCACGAUACGGGAUCGUAUAUAUGCAUGCGCACAUGUUGCAGGGCUAGUGAUUAAUCGAAGUCCUCUUGUUCAAUUCAUUUGACUUAAGGUGACUGCUUUCGUUGUCUUUGUGGAAUUGGAAGGAGUGUAAUUGCACACACAAUGGUAUACUACAACCAAACAGAUCGAUUUCCAAUCUGUCUAAAUAAUCUGGGCCAGACCGGAACAUUAAUAUAUUGAUUUAGGCUGAUGUGACUCUUCAGUAUUCACAGUUAAACCAGUAAUCACACAAAUAAAUGAAAUUAUUACUACUUUUUAAAAGUGAUUAUGUUGUUCCCUUGUGUAAGUAUAAUAAACAAUAUUACAAUGUAAAACUUUGAAAUCAAUAGGAAAAUAUUACACU